Molecule: messenger RNA, 566 nt
Organism: Chaetomium strumarium
Lineage: Eukaryota; Fungi; Ascomycota; Sordariomycetes; Sordariales; Chaetomiaceae
Exons: 1
Coding region: 199-513 (104 amino acids)
Source: RefSeq, a predicted model, not a curated record
GCUAUUCAGCCCACAACAUCACCCGCAAUGACUGGGAUACUGUUGCACAAGCGGCUGCGCACACUUGAAUCGGCCGCUGACGACGAAGGCGACUUCCUUCUCGCCAUCCAGCACCAACGCGCUGCCGAGGGCUUCAGACGGCAGAUGGGCCGCGAGACGGAGUCGAUGACGAAGUGAUUACGACCAUCCAACCGGCGCAUGACAUUCCCAUUACACGUACGAUGCAGGACUCAUGGGUUUCCAAGACGGUGUGGUUCUGGGCCUGCAUCCGGUCACAACGGCUGGCUCUUUCUCUUUGAGGACCAUAUUGUCCCCAAGUUCUUCGCCAACAAAGACCUGGUUUCCGACCUAAAGCAGGCUUCGGCCUUCUGGGUGCAAGACAUCGACACCGUUGUGAAAGCCAAAGUUGAAGACGAGGAGCGGUAUCAGGCAGAACUCCGCUCCCUGUUUUCCAGCCAAGGGCACUCCACAGACUCCUCAAAGAUUCCGUUCGAGAAUAAAACAUUGCCUUAGAGGGGGCCAUCGGUGGAACAACGCUCGGACCCCCAAGUAUAAACUAACUUUCC